CCCGAACCACUGGCCAAUAAAUAAAAUCCCUUCAUUUUCCUGAGAACCCAAGAAAAAACACGCAGAGAAAUCAAAUUCCAAUUUCGACGGACUGAGAAGAUGGAGAAGGCGUACGGAUACUCGAGCGUCAGCACAAGCUCAAGCGUUCCCUUAAAGGCGAGCAAACCGGAGGACGUGGACCUAGAGAUCGGAGGUGGUGAUACCCUCUAUCCAGGGCUCGGCCAUGGAGAGAAUCUCCUUCGAUGGGGCUUCAUCCGCAAGGUCUACGGCAUCCUCUCCGCCCAGAUCCUUCUCACCACCUUCGUCUCGGCAAUUGUUGUUCUCAACCCCUCCGUCAACAACCUCCUCCAGGGCAGUUCCGGUCUUCUGCUUUUGCUCUGCAUCAUCCCCUUUAUUUUGAUAUGGCCCUUGCAUAUGUAUCACCAGAAGCACCCAGUCAAUUUCAUUAUCCUGGGGCUCUUCACUGUCUCACUGAGUUUUACAGUUGGUGUAAGCUGUGCAAAUACAGAUGGAAGAAUUGUGCUUGAAGCACUAAUCCUGACAUUGGCUGUGGUUUCAUCUCUGACUGCAUACACUUUCUGGGCUGCGAAGAAGGGCAAGGAUUUCAGCUUCCUUGGACCAAUUUUAUUCACCAGUCUCAUCAUCCUCAUCGUAACUGGGUUCCUACAGAUGUUCUUUCCACUUGGCCCAACAUCUGUUGCUGUUUAUGGUGGAAUCAGUGCUUUGAUUUUCUGUGGCUACAUAGUCUAUGACACUGACAACCUGAUCAAGCGCUUCACAUACGACGAUUACAUAUUGGCCUCUGCCUCUCUCUAUUUGGAUAUCCUGAACCUCUUCCUUUCCAUUCUGCGGGUGCUAAGGCAGACGGACAAUUAAAUGUAUGAAAAAAUCACAACAUGUUGCACAGUUAUGAUAUCAUUUGAAAACUGAAACCUACUAUGGAAAAGUAUCAUACGCAGAUUAUUGUCGGGGCAUAGCAGCCUGCAGUUACUUGCAUUUUACAUUUGGAUGAACUGAGUAACUUUUACAAUUAAGUACCUCCCAUUUUCUUCUCUCUUCUGCAUGCGGCAAGAUGUGCCAGUUUCAUUUAUGUAAUCUUCAAAAAGCCACUACUGGAUGUUUUUGUUCUUUGAUAUAUGUAGUAGAAAUGUCUUACAGUUUCUCAUUAGCUAAUGUGUAGUUGUUAUUAUAUCUUA
Messenger RNA from Carica papaya (papaya), 1196 nucleotides. RefSeq names its product Bax inhibitor-1 family protein. Gene Ontology annotation, cellular component: membrane. The record is from RefSeq and is a predicted model, not a curated record. NCBI's taxonomy places the organism in Eukaryota, Viridiplantae, Streptophyta, Magnoliopsida, Brassicales, Caricaceae.